ACUCAACCUAUUCUAAGGCAUGGUCCCUAAUCCAGGCAACAUCCUUGUAAAUCUCCUUUCUAUGGUUUCCACAUCCUUCCUGUAGCGAGGCAACGAGAACUGAGCACAUAUUCCAAGUGGGGUCUGACCAGGGUCCUGUAUAGCUGCAACAUUACCUCUCGGCUCCUACAUUCAAUUCCACGAUUGAUGAAGGCCAAUACACCGUAUGCCUUCUUAACCACAGAGUCAACCUGAGCAGCUGCUUUGAGUGUCCCAUGGACUCGGACCCCAAGAUCCCUCUGAUCCUCCACACUAAACCAACAGGCGGGCUGGUGUCUCAUUUAUCCAUGGCUGAGUCCCUCCCUGCCCGUCGCCGGCAAGGCAGUUACUCUCAAUGCGAGACUCCUCACUGAAUCCGGCGAAGGCGGCCAGAGGCAACGCCCACAUCAUACUGGUCCUCAUCUUUGCUGGGAGAGGUGGAGACCCCCGCCCGUCACACACAGAUUCCAGAGAGACUCAGCGGACCGGGCAGCGUCUAUGGAGGGGGAAAGGGGGCUGUCCGUCUCUGGGAUCAACUCCGAGCGCCAGGACGCUUCAGGACCCCCCCCCCCCCCUCGAUUCGGCGGCCAGAGCUCCCGAUAUCAUCACGUGUUAACUGCUGACGGAAUGAAAGCCUCUGACGAUCAUUAAAAGUUGCAACAGGGUGGGCAUUAUGCUGCCUCUGCUGCUGUGGACUUUGCCCCUCCUGUGUCAGGGGGUCGCGGCACAGUGGAGCCGGACGCCGCUCACCUGUACCGACGCCUCUGAAUGCCCUUCCUACAUCACCGUGUGUCGGAACCUGGACUACGAGACUCGUGCCUACGCGCCCACUGUCUGGGUGGGCACACAGGUUCUGCCCACCGAGGGAAGGUACCAAUCCGUCCAGCGACUGAGGGAGUACUUCAACAAGAGAAACAGACCGGUGAUUCAGAUCGAACGGACUGCGCCCACUCUCACCAUGUACCAGAACGUGAACGACGUUCCCAGACCUAUCGCUGUGUUCACCUACCUCCCCCGCCGGUUCCUCUUCAACCCGCCCAUUCCUCGGGACGAGCUCGUCUACCUUACCCUGUCUCCGGCCCGGACGGUGUUCGUGCGGUUGGCCAGUCCCUUCCUGUUCAACGUUGAACGCACGUCCCAGGAGCUGUUCGAGGACCUGCUGAGGCAAGCGGAGGCUUUCGCCCAGGACCAUUUCUACGUGGCCGAGUACAGCAGCCCACUCCGCCUCUUCGGACGACGUAACGAGGUGUGGUACCUGGCCCUGGGAAUAGGCCGGUGUGACCCGGGCCCCGGGAGACCCUCGUUCCGGCUGUGACAUGAUCAGGAUUGGCCUGCCCACCCAGGAAUCUGACUUUCGGACAACAGCGGCCAGACGUGGGCAUACCCCGGGAGUGCUGGAGGGGACCACUGCCCCCGAUUCACAAUUCCCACUAUCUUGACCACCCUGUGCGGGACAGGGCUCCGGAUCUCUCGGGCUCCUCACCUGCGAACAGGAACGGGUGCGCGCAGUCGGGUGGGUUGGCCAGGGGAGAUGAUGGUUUCCCCUUUCUCUCCCGCCUCCUCCUUCCUCCCUCUUCCUAGACUCUCUCCCCCUCCUCCCUUCCAGUCCCCAUCUUCCCUCUCCCUCUCCCCUCCAUUCACCUCUCCUCCCUCUCUCUGUUCCCUCCCCCUCUCCCCUGCAUUCACCCUCUCCUCCCUCUGUCUUCAUCCCCCUCUCCCUCUCCCCUCCAUUUCCUCCUCCCACUUUCUGUCCCUAUCUCUCCUCCAUUCUCCCUCCUCUCUUACUGCACCCACCCAGUCUCUUCCCCCCAUCCCGGGAGUAGUAGACUUGCUGUAUGAAAAAGGACAUAACUGCACGAUGGGGGGGCAUUGACAAUGGAAGGGAGGGGAGGUGUGGGGGUAUUAAUCUCCGCCCCCCCCCCGAGGU
Hypanus sabinus (Atlantic stingray) is the source of this 1945-nucleotide messenger RNA. RefSeq names its product heme-binding protein 2-like. Bases 692 to 1333 code for a protein of 213 amino acids. The transcript is spliced from 7 exons. The record is from RefSeq and is a predicted model, not a curated record. Lineage: Eukaryota; Metazoa; Chordata; Chondrichthyes; Myliobatiformes; Dasyatidae.